AUGACCGGUGAAAUAAUUGAAAACGCGGUAAGAAAUGGUAAAAUAGAUGCGGGGGAAAACUUUAAAAGACCAACUUCGAGGAAGAAAGAAGGCGAGGUAAAUAAUGUGAGUACAUACAACAAGGGAUAUUCAAACUCAAUCACCGUUGGUUCACCAAGGAUGGUAGCUACCAGUCAUCAAGGCCCUCCGAGGCAGGAGUCCAAUUCAAGGGCAGAAAGACCCCAAUUUACACCUAUCCCGAUAACGUAUAGAGAGCUGAUAACGGGAAAUUUGAUUGAGAAUUGUACUGCGUUCAAGAAGGUGGUCGAAAGACUCAUCAAAAUGGGUAUUGUAAAGUUAGAUGACCCCUCCGGACCAAACGUAGCAGGAAACCCGUUGCCCGAUCAUACGGAUAAAGGGGUAAAUGUGAUAGCCGAGGAUGGAAGUAAGAAAAUUAAGGCAGACGUGAUGGAGGUAAGAACCCCAAUGAAAUGUGUUUGGGAACAAAUGGUAUGUAGGGGUCUAAUCACUCGAGAUUUACUCGAAAGGCCUAAAGGGGCAGGAAUGUACUUGUUCAAGACCAUUGUACAAAAUCUGAUGGACAAUAAGGAGAUAGAGUUUUAUGAAGAAUUCAAGGAAUUUGAAGAAAGAGAGGUUUGCGCCUCAAAGGAAAGACCUGUAGAAAGGUUGCAGAAGAUCAAUCACCCAGUGGAUAAGAAAAAGGUUCCUUGGAAUUAUGACUGUAACGUGACAAUUCCAGGAGAGAGGAACUUGAUAAAUGCUUCAGUAGAGAGCAAUGAUAAUGGCUUCUACACAUGUAGUGGAAGGCGUUACGAUCUAGCAACCUCAAAAGCCGAGCCUAUAAAAGAAAAAGCCCCAGUGGUCGAACGAAAGAAGGAAAAGGCGGUCCGACUUGAAUCACCUGUCAACGAGCCGGUAACGGAGAGCGAAGCUAGGGAGUUUCUAAAAUUCUUAAAGCACAGUGAAUACAGUGUCAUAGAGCAGUUACGUAAGCAGCCAACUCGUAUCUCGGUGCUAACAUUACUCUUAAGCUCGGAGGUACACCGCAACGCGUUAAUGAAAGUAUUAAAUGAAACUUACGUCGCUAAUGACAUCUCUGUGAACAAGUUAGACCGUAUGGUUGGUAACAUAAGCGCUGAUAACUUUAUUUUCUUUAAUGAUGAUGAAAUACCGUCGAGAGGCAUGGGAUCGACCAAAGCUCUGCACAUUACAACCCACUGCAAGGGGUAUACGUUGCUAGGGGUUCUAAUUGAUAAUGGAUCAUCCCUAAACGUCUUACCCUUAUCUACCCUGAAUAGGUUGCCUGUGGACAGCUCGCGCAUGAAAACAUGCCAGAACAUAGUGAAGGUGUUCGAUGGUACUGAAAGAAGAGUAAUGGGAAGGAUUGAAAUACCCCUCCUAAUCGGCCCAAGCACAUAUGAGGUAGAUUUCCUAGUAAUGGACAUCAAGCCUUCUUACAAUUGUUUGUUAGGAAGACCUUGGAUUCAUUCAGCAGGAGCAGUACCUUCAUCGUUGCACCAAAAGUUGAAGUUGGUAACAGAGGGUCGGCUGGUGACAAUCAAUGUAGAUAAGGACAUCAUUGCAGCUGUAACUAGUGACGCACCUUAUGUAGGGACAGAAGAAGAAGCAAUUGAAUGUUCAUUCCGAUCUUUGGAAUUUGUAAAUGCAACCUUCAUUGUUGAAGGGAAUAAGAUCCCCACACCCAAAAUAUCCAAAACAACGAGGAUGGGCCUGCAAAUGAUGGCUGGAAGAGGGGCUCUACCUGGAAAAAAGACUUGGGAAAUAACUCCAAAGGAGGGUGGAGAUGGCCAGAUUGAUGGGCUAGAUGCAAAGCAAAAGAGGAAAGAGGUGGAGAAGAAGCAGGAAAGAAGAAAGGCACGCUUGAGUGGGGAGGAAACAAAAUGGGAACCCAUGACAUUCCCCCACAUAUCCAAAACAUUCGUGUCAGGGGGAACUAUUCACCCUGAACGAAGGACGCCAAGAAAAGGAACUGCAGAAGGGAUGUUAGGGGAUCUAAGCAUUAAUGCCAUAUCUGAGGAAGAAAUUGGAGAAGAGAAAUCAUCAUGCAUUCGCCCUUAUGAGCCGGGAAGCGUUCUAAAUAAUUGGACUGCCGAGGAGAUCCUUGUAACUUUUAAAGUCAAUUCAGAGUAA
Molecule: messenger RNA, 2151 nt
Organism: Gossypium raimondii (Peruvian cotton)
Lineage: Eukaryota; Viridiplantae; Streptophyta; Magnoliopsida; Malvales; Malvaceae
Exons: 5
Coding region: 1-2151 (716 amino acids)
Source: RefSeq, a predicted model, not a curated record